CCACCACAAGAAUAUUCCAACCCAACCCAACCUUACAUACCUGCCAAAUUUUCAAAUUUAGUUAAUCUUAAUUAUCAUCACCAUCAACUAAAUUCUCUUAUAGUGCUUUAAACCACAACUCUCUCACAGUUUUCUUCUUCAAGCUGCCCCAUCAUUUUGGGUGCUUGAAACUGUUUAAAAGUUAAAGAAAUGUCUCUAUAUGGGGGUGUUUCAGCAUUAAAAUUAAGCUGGCAUAGUGAUAUUUUAGACACUAGGAAUUUGCAGUCAACCCUCAGGUGUGGUUAUGCUACAUGUUCUAAUCAAACCAAUGUACUAGCAUUUAGAGGUAGUGAAUCUAUGGGCCAUGCUUUGAGAAAUGCUUCUAAAACAAGAUACAGGAGUACUUCUAGUGGCCCUUUGAAGGUAGUUUGUGUGGACUAUCCUAGACCAGACAUUGAUAACACUGUGAAUUUCUUGGAGGCUGCCUACUUAUCGUCAUCCUUUCGCUCUUCUCCUCGUCCAGAUAAACCAUUGAAGGUUGUAAUCGCUGGUGCAGGAUUGGCUGGUUUGUCAACUGCGAAGUAUUUGGCAGAUGCAGGGCACAAGCCUAUAUUGCUGGAAGCAAGAGAUGUUCUAGGUGGAAAGGUGGCUGCAUGGAAAGAUGACGAUGGGGACUGGUAUGAGACAGGCUUGCAUAUAUUCUUUGGAGCAUACCCAAAUGUACAGUGCCUGUUUGGAGAACUUGGUAUAAAUGAUAGGUUACAGUGGAAGGAGCAUUCUAUGAUAUUUGCAAUGCCAAACAAGCCAGGAGAAUUUAGCCGAUUUGAUUUCCCAGAUGUUCUUCCUGCACCAUUAAAUGGGAUAUGGGCAAUUCUGAAAAACAAUGAGAUGCUGACUUGGCCAGAAAAAGUGAAAUUUGCAAUAGGCCUCCUGCCAGCAAUAGUUGGCGGACAGGCUUAUGUUGAGGCUCAAGAUGGGUUGAGUGUUCAAGAGUGGAUGAGAAAGCAGGGUGUGCCUGAUAGAGUGACAAAGGAGGUGUUUAUUGCCAUGUCAAAGGCUUUAAAUUUUAUCAACCCUGAGGAACUUUCAAUGCAAUGCAUAUUGAUCGCGUUGAACAGAUUUCUUCAGGAGAAACAUGGUUCAAAGAUGGCUUUCUUAGAUGGAAACCCCCCAGAGAGACUCUGUAUGCCAAUUGUUGAGCACAUUCAGUCUCUGGGUGGUGAAGUCAGGCUAAAUUCACGAAUCAAGAAAAUUGAAUUAAAUGAUGACGGAACAGUGAAGAACUUUUUACUAACUAGUGGGGAUAUAAUUGAAGGGGAUGUACAUGUCUUUGCCACUCCAGUUGAUAUCCUGAAGCUUCUUUUGCCUGAUAGCUGGAAAGAGAUUCCAUACUUCAAGAAACUGGAGAAAUUGGUUGGAGUUCCUGUCAUUAAUGUCCACAUAUGGUUUGACAGGAAACUAAAGAAUACAUAUGAUCACCUACUUUUUAGCAGAAGCCCCCUUCUUAGUGUUUAUGCUGAUAUGUCGGUUACAUGCAAGGAAUAUUAUAAUCCAAAUCAAUCUAUGCUGGAGUUAGUUUUUGCACCUGCAGAAGAAUGGAUAUCCCGCAGCGAUGAAGAAAUCAUUGAUGCUACAAUGACGGAACUAGCAAAACUCUUCCCUGAUGAAAUAUCUGCAGAUCAAAGCAAAGCGAAAAUCUUGAAAUAUCAUGUUGUCAAAACACCCAGGUCUGUUUACAAAACUGUCCCGAACUGUGAACCUUGCCGUCCCUUGCAAAGAUCUCCCUUAGAGGGCUUCUAUUUAGCUGGUGACUACACAAAACAAAAAUAUUUGGCUUCAAUGGAAGGUGCUGUUCUUUCUGGGAAGUUUUGUGCACAGGCCAUCGUCCAGGAUUAUGAGUUGCUGGCCGCUCGAGGGCAAAAAAAGCUGGCUGAGUUAACAAUUAGUUAACCAUGUCAACAAAGCUUCAGUGAUGUUACGAUUUUUUUUAAUAUGUAUGCUGCAAUUUGUAUAGAGUGAAUAUUCUCAUUUAAUGGAUUUGAACUCCUUCCUUGCAAAUUCACUACCAUUAUUAUUGGCUGUGAAAGUGCAUGCGAUUGGCUA
Mercurialis annua (annual mercury) is the source of this 2082-nucleotide messenger RNA. Its product is annotated as 15-cis-phytoene desaturase, chloroplastic/chromoplastic. Gene Ontology annotation, molecular function: phytoene dehydrogenase activity. Gene Ontology annotation, biological process: carotenoid biosynthetic process. Lineage: Eukaryota; Viridiplantae; Streptophyta; Magnoliopsida; Malpighiales; Euphorbiaceae. Bases 190 to 1929 code for a protein of 579 amino acids. The transcript has 15 exons. Gene Ontology annotation, cellular component: chloroplast thylakoid. The record is from RefSeq and is a predicted model, not a curated record.